AUGUCUACUGUGAAGGAAAUGCAAGAAUUACUGGAACUUGGAACUCAGAUGGGAUUAAAAGAAGAGGCUCUACAAAAAUUUGUGAAGGAGGAACAAUCCAGACUUCGAGAUGAACGAGAACGACAAAGAAAAGAAAGAAAGUCGAAAGAGGAACGUGAAUUUCAACUUCAGAUGGAAAGAGAACUUACAGAAAGAGAACGUGAGGAACGUGAACACAUUCGACAGAUGGAAGAGCAAAAAGAACUCUUUGAUGAUUCCGAACACAAACGCAAGAUCGUGGAAAUGGAACUUGAUCAUAAAUUCCAAUUACUAGCAACUGAAAGAUCUCACAAAGUACUGGACUCCUCAUCGCACGGCACAGAGAUGCACCAACCAAUAAAAGGACCAAAACUUCCUGCGUUUGAUGAUUCGAAGGAUAAUAUUGACGCUUACAUUCAACGUUUUGAAAUUUAUGCGACAUCACAGAAAUGGCUCAGGGAUAACUGGGAAGCUCAUCUUAGUGCCCUUCUCAAAGGAAAAGCUUUGGAUGUAUUUUCGAGACUUCCUCCAGAAUCUGCUAUUGACUUUGAUGAACUGAAAAAGGCUCUUCUUAAACGCUUUGAUAUGACGGAAGAUGGGUUUCGCAAGAAGUUUAGAUCGUCAAAGCCGGAUGGAAGUGAAUUUUUUAUGCAAUUCUCGGAGUUAGCCUUAUUCUUGAAAGAGAGAAUUCCCCCUAGCAUUCAGGAGAUGGCACCUUUCGCGGAUCAAUUUGCGGAGGCAAGAAACAUUACAUCUUCGUCCAGUACACAAAGACUUGUAUCCGACAGAAAAAUCCAAGCUGACAAACAAUUUCAUUCCAUGGACAGAGUGGUUCAAUCGAAAUCCAAUUCAGGAGGAAAGUGUUUCGUAUGUGGCAAAGUUGGACAUAAAUCCUUUGACUGUGUUCAUCGGAAGUUUCCUUCUAACAAGAUAGUUAGUGCUACAGAGAAACAAGAGACUGUUCCAAAACAAUAUCAGUUCAGUGAUCCAAAAAGUGGGACUUUCCAUGGGCGCAAUAUUGGAUACUACGGACGUGGUGGAGGACGUCAAGAUACAUCAGCUGUACUUAGAGAUGAAACAUUACCUAGUGUUGGUGACUCAGUCGCAAUAAGUGAAAUCGUGAUGCCAAGCGUGAAAGGUUGUGUGGGUGACAAACUAAUAACUGUACUACGAGAUACUGGAUGUAGCGGUGUUGUGAUAAGGAAGGACUUAGUGGGAGAGGAUCAUUUUACAGGCAAAACACAAAAGUGCAAGUUAGCCGAUGGACGUGUUAUAGAAGCCCAAGUCGCAACAGUAGAAGUGGAUACUCCUUACUUUACAGGGAAUGUUGACGCUUGGUGUUUCGACUGUCCCUCAUCAUAUGACCUUAUUCUUGGAAAUAUUCAAGGAGUUAGGAAGCCACAUGAACCAAAUAUGGCGUGGAUUCAUUCAACAGAAAGCACAUCAGCAGUUGAAACUCGUGGUCAGCUAAAUAAGAAAAAGUCAUCAUAUAAACCUUUAAAAGUCCCAAGUGCCAUACAAGAUGUAUCACCAGAGGAAUUACAAAAGGAACAAAGAGACGAUAAGACACUAAAGAAACUAAAGGAAAUGGCGGAUAAGGGAACAGUAAAACAAUUCAGUGAUGGAGGUUCUUCAAAAAUGUACUACAGAAAAGAACUAUUGUACAGAGAGUUUAACAGUCCUAUAGUUUCCAUUGGAAAAGUUUUUCGACAGCUCAUCACACCCAAACAGUAUCGAGACAUGGUGAGGAAGCUAGCACAUGAAUCGAUAAUGGCCGGACACCUAGGAGUAAAGAAAACAACUGAUAGAAUCAUGGUAGAGUUUUAUUGGCCAGGGAUCCAAGCAGAUAUCGGUAGAUUCUGUAAAUCAUGUGACGUUUGCCAAAGAACUAUUCCCAAGGGUAAAUUUCCUGCAGUACCAUUAGGACAAAUGCCACUUAUUCCUGAGCCGUUUCAACGAGUUGCAGUUGACAUCAUAGGACCUCUCCAGCCAAUUGCUGUUAGGGGUAAUAGAUAUAUCCUAACCGUGGUUGACUACGCAACCCGAUACCCAGAGGCGAUCGCACUUCCUGGAAUAGAAACUGAGCGUGUAGCAGAGGCACUGGUUGACAUCUUUAGUAGAGUGGGUGUUCCUACUGAGAUGCUAUCGGAUCAAGGAACUCAGUUUACGUCCGAGGUAAUAAAAGAAGUGAGUCGACUUUUGUCCUUUAAGCGAAUCACGACCACCCCAUACAAUCCAAUGUGCAACGGACUCAUGGAAAAGUUUAAUGGAACACUAAAACAGAUGCUCAAAAGGAUGUGUGCAGAAAGGCCCAAGGACUGGGAUAAAUAUCUAUAUCCAUUACUUUUCGCAUAUCGUGAAGUACCGCAGGAGAGUCUCGGAUUUUCUCCAUUUGAUCUUUUGUAUCCACACUCUGUUCGAGGACCAAUGAUGAUUGUUAAGGAGUUAUUAACCAAAGAGAUUCCAAAUGAAGAAGUCAAAACUACAUAUCAAUAUGUUCUUGAUCUGAGAGAAAGACUUGAAGAAACAUGCAAGAUCGCCCAUGAACAUCUAGAAAAUGCUAGGAAACAACGCUUUACGCCAGAACAGCAACAGACCGUCGAGUCGUUAUGUGAACAAUUUAAUGAAGUUUUUACGGACAUACCUGGUACCACAAACUUGGUGAAGCAUAAGAUAGAAUUGACGUCGGCGGAGCCAGUGAGAGUGAAACAAUAUCCUAUCUCAUUCAGCACAGAAAAUGUCAUUAGAGAAGAAGUAGAAAUGAUGCUACAGUUGGAGGUUAUUGAACAUUCUUCUUACCUGUACUCAGCACCAGUUGUAAUUGCAAGGAAAAAAGACGGAACAAAUCGAUUUUGCAUUGACUUCCGGAAACUUAACAACAUCACAGUCUUCGAUGCAGAGCCAAUAACUAAUCCAGACAGCAUAUUUUCCUAG
Saccostrea echinata is the source of this 2952-nucleotide messenger RNA. RefSeq lists its product as uncharacterized. Gene Ontology annotation, molecular function: zinc ion binding; nucleic acid binding. The record is from RefSeq and is a predicted model, not a curated record. Gene Ontology annotation, biological process: DNA integration. The coding region runs from base 1 to 2952 and encodes 983 amino acids. The transcript has 3 exons. Lineage: Eukaryota; Metazoa; Mollusca; Bivalvia; Ostreida; Ostreidae.